This is a messenger RNA of Vigna unguiculata (cowpea), 906 nucleotides long. RefSeq names its product ethylene-responsive transcription factor 15-like. The record is from RefSeq and is a predicted model, not a curated record. Gene Ontology annotation, biological process: regulation of DNA-templated transcription; ethylene-activated signaling pathway. Lineage: Eukaryota; Viridiplantae; Streptophyta; Magnoliopsida; Fabales; Fabaceae. Gene Ontology annotation, molecular function: DNA binding; DNA-binding transcription factor activity.
AAAAAAAUUGCUAUAUAUAAUCACACACAGUGUCACAGUUCAGUGCUCAAGUUCUUUCUCAACCACCAAACUUCACCUCAACACCAUUGCUCCUUUUCACUAACAAAUCAUGUCAUCCACCACCACGGAUUCAGAGUGUGCAUUUCUGGAACAGAUUCAGCAGUAUCUCCUUCACAACGAUUCAACCAUUGUAACACCAUCUCAAGCUUUUCCUUGCCCUAUGCAUGACAGUUCUUCGGAUGCAAGUGUCGACUUUGAGCACCCCACUGAAGCGCGUGAAGUGAACGCGUCGCCCAAGUGGAGGCGUUACAGGGGUGUGAGGCGACGGCCGUGGGGAAAGUUCGCAGCCGAGAUAAGGGACCCUAAGAAAAACGGUGCUAGGGUUUGGCUGGGAACUUACGUGACUGAAGAGGAAGCAGCUAUGGCUUAUGACAAAGCUGCUUUCAAGAUGCGAGGCCGAAAAGCUAAACUGAAUUUUCCACAUCUCAUUGACUCCGAUGUGUCAUCGGAGCCACCAUGUGCGGCGGCUUUGAAGCGGAACUUUCCAGAACCUUCUCCACCGCCACCACCACCAUCGAUGGAUGAUAGUUGUUUUAAGUCACAAGGGUCAAAGAGGAGAAAGAACUUACUAAAUAACUUAGCCAAAAAUAGAAGAAGCCAAGCCAAGGUGGUUGAAAUGGCUUUGGAGGGAAAUGUGGUUGAACAAUGGGUGAAUGAUUUCAAUGAUUGCACUCUAAUCUGGUGUUCCUAGUGUUACUCUUGUUUUUGUAGUUUCAAAAGUCGUUGUUUUUGCUGUGUCAGUGCAGUUCUUGAAACGGUUUUUGCAUAACCUGGGAUACUCAAUUUCUGAUGUUUGUAAACAAUUAUUAAACAUUGAGAAUGUUGAAAAUUUUUCAUUAUAGAAUU